AUGGGUCAGGGUAGAGAAGGCCCCUAUAUCGGAUGCUGGACCCAUCUACCCUUUGUCUACGGAUCCCACUAUCAUAAGGGGGAACACCGAUGUGUGCAGCAUAAUCUCUGCACCUGGGAUGAGCGUCUUAAGAAGCAGGUCGAUGGUGAUGCCAUGGAGUCUUGGUUUAUGGCGAUGCCGAUGCCGAAAAGGCACAAAGGUUGGGUCUUUAUCGAUCGUCUGGCCAAUAUCCGUGCCAUCUAUAUUCCCGUCGCACACCAAGCCUCGGAGGACCAUCCCGAGCUCUGUACAUUCCAGCAUGUUAAUUUUGCGGCUGCGGAUGCAACAAUCAAUAUGCUUCACCAUACCGGGAACCCCAAGAAGCCGAAUGUAUACUGGAAGAAUGUGACGUUCAGUGAAAUGCACGGCUUGCAGGAUUGGAACAAUCUGACCCUGGGGAUCAACAUCAAUGGGCUGGUCAACCUCCUGUCGCUUCCACGUCAGUUGCGUGCUCAAAAUGCCUUCACCUCGAAGAAUAUCAUUAUGCUGGAGGCAAAGAUGGUCGCAUCCCCUAAGGUCGAGCAGACCUUCAUGGAUCAUGCGGACUUUGACUGGGCUCAGAUCGCCAGAGCCAACUUUGGCCUCAGUAUUCAGAAACCUGCUCCCCAGAAGCCCGAUUGGCUGAAGAACUUCUUGAAGAACUCUAUGACCGUCGCCGUCGGAUUUCUGCCGGGAGUCGGAUCCAUUACUGCGAUUGCCUUUCCGCUAGCCUGGGUGGCAAUCGCAGAUCCAGAUUCGUUCGUGGAAACGCUUAGAAACCUGCUUCCUGGAAUAGACCUCGAAUUAAAGAUAAUUGAAGCCAUUCAGGAUAGUACCAAAGAGUCCCGCGAAUAUCUUCCCGAUGGAUGGGAAGAUAAUAUCAAAGGUUCCAAAUUCCUGGCCAUUAGGCCGCCUAGUGCGGUGCAUGCUAAAGCUGCUUUGACCUCUGAUGCCCCGAAGAGCGUGGAAGUCGACGAUCUUGACACCGAGACGCUUAUAAACAAUGAGCUCAAAUCUCUCGCUGGAUGUUCGGUAGACUUCAAGGCCCUAAUUCCCGAUGCUGGCAGACAAGAAGACCAAAUCGUGAUUCUGGAAGCUGAGACGGAUGGCACAGGGGGUGUUGACCAUGAAGCAGAAAACCGCCUUGAUGAUGAAAUUGAUGACCAGGGAGUUCCUGAUCAAGUCACUUUGGACGAGCUUGAGACUGGCUUGCGAGGCACAGGAGAUGAAAAUUCCUUUUGUUCAAGUUUUUGA
Molecule: messenger RNA, 1272 nt
Organism: Aspergillus pseudonomiae
Lineage: Eukaryota; Fungi; Ascomycota; Eurotiomycetes; Eurotiales; Aspergillaceae
Exons: 3
Coding region: 1-1272 (423 amino acids)
Source: RefSeq, a predicted model, not a curated record